Molecule: messenger RNA, 1641 nt
Organism: Papilio xuthus (Asian swallowtail)
Lineage: Eukaryota; Metazoa; Arthropoda; Insecta; Lepidoptera; Papilionidae
Product: glycerophosphodiester phosphodiesterase 1
Exons: 9
Coding region: 179-1339 (386 amino acids)
Biological process (GO): ethanolamine metabolic process; N-acylethanolamine metabolic process; phospholipid metabolic process
Cellular component (GO): plasma membrane
Molecular function (GO): glycerophosphodiester phosphodiesterase activity
Source: RefSeq, a predicted model, not a curated record
CAAACAAUCAAACGUCAUUUUGUCAAACUGUCGCACAUAUUUUAUGAAUUUAAAUUAUUAACCAAAGCUAAAUUUCAUCUGUAAAAAAAUAUAUAGCAAUAGUGUUAUUUUUUAUUAUUAAAAUUUAAAACUUUUAAAAUAUAAAUUUCGUUGAACGACCAUUUUGUGAUAAAACAAGAUGGCGACGUGUGCGAUGCGCACGGGAUGGCUUGCAUCGGCAGGAACGUCGAAAUACUCAUCAAUUUGCCCAAAAAUCUUGCAAAGUGCUCUUGUCUACCCCAAUGUUCCGAACUCAACUACUAUUCUCACACAAAAAAGGUCCUUGUUCGUGCUACCGAUCGGUCUUGAUGUUGGGAUACUUGGAAUCACGGCGUAUUUUAUAACAAGAUUAAAAAAGGCAGACCCUACUAAUGUCGCACAGAUAUUUGGACCUGAUCCGUGGAGUAAGGAAAGUGAAUUACAUCCAGAAAAAGUGGUAAAAUGUAUCGCCCAUAGAGGGGCGAGCUUAGAUGCUCCAGAAAACACUAUGCAGGCUUUUAAAUACUGCGUAGAUAGAGAUUGUAACUUUGUGGAGCUGGAUGUCAGGUCGUCUCGGGAUGGUCAUUUGGUGCUCCUGCAUGAUGAGGGAUUGGGUCGAUUAACCGGUACGGAGAUAAACAAUGUCCAUGUUAUGGAUUGGGAUGAGAUCAAGAAUAUUGAUAUUGGAGCUAAUCAUCCAAACAGGCAACAGUUUAAAGAGGUGCACCUAUGUUUGUUGGAUGACGCACUCAAAUACCUCCUGGCUAAUGAUGUUAGAGUCAUAAUUGAUGUCAAGGGUGAAGACAAAGAGGUGGUGGAAGGUAUUGUGAAGGCGUUUUCUGACCAGCCGACAUUGCACCAACGUGCUGUGGUUACAAGCUUCAAUCCUUUUGUUUUAUAUAGGAUUAGGCACAAAAAUCCUAAGAUUGUAGGCGCGAUGAGCUACCGUCCUUAUUGUUUUAGCGCGCAGGACUAUGACGCUGAGAAUGGACCUAGCAAUCCUAGGUUCGGUGGUAACAUGCUGGUACAGGGUGCGCUGCGGUUGGCGGAUUGGGUACACGCGCGCGCUUGGCGACUUUGCGCGCGCUGGUGCGGUGUCAGCGCGGUGUUACUGCACAAGGAUAUUGUACACCCUAGCGAGGUGCAGUACUGGAGGUCGCGCGGCGUGCGCUGCGCCGGCUGGUCUGUCAACCGGCCGCUCGAAAAGCUGUAUUGGCGCGGUGUGCUGCGCGCCCCGUACCUCGCUAGUACACUGCUGGGAGAGCCCGAUGUAGAUGACCAAAGGCGUGUCGAAAAGCGAGCCGUUAAAGAGGUCGAAUAAGAUUCUAAAUUCAAAUUGUAUUUGAAUUGUUUUUUAAAAAAGAUUUGGUGUGUUCGUUAUGCAGUACAAGUUUGUGCAAUAAUUUUAAAGAAAAUUAUUUGUUUUGUCGAAGUUUCCUAUUUUUUUUUAAAUCGAGUCUAGUCUGACAAAGUAUAAUCUAUGACUUUUAAAAUGGUUUCAUUUUUUUGUAACUUCACUUUGACAUUUGACUUGGCGGGUGAUAUUUUCCAGUUUUUAAAUUGCUGCAGCUAUUCACGCUUGCAACUUAAGUGUCGGCAGGGAUUUGAUUUCUGUUGUAAGGU